GUGUGAGUGUGUGUGUAUACCUGGGAAGGCAAGUGCGAGAGAAAUUCUUUGAAAAUAGGGUUGGUGUUCCAGUCACAAGCCGCACUUAAUAACUUCGGUUUGGGUUGCUAAUAGUAGUACAUACGGACUAUUAGCUUUCGAGUGGGUUGCUCAUAGUAAAUACGGACUAGCACUUAUAAGGUUCAGAGUUGGUCGUUGACAGUUCAUACGGACUAGCAAUUAUUAGCCGUAGCGCACAGUACGUGCAGGCUAGCAGCGGAUUUUAUCAGAAAAAUCUUGAGCAACAAUGAAGAAAGUUGCCUUUACGUUUCUCUGGCUUUUGCUAGCGCUGGAGACGGUCUCUGCUCAAGAGGUCGGAGCGAGAGCCCUGCCCAACUGGCUGACAGGCAUCAUCGCAGUGGCCGUCUUCCUCUUCCUCGUCUUCGUCGCCUUCCUGGUGAACAAGGCGUGGUGUGCAAACGCCAGCCAAGAGCCAAAGGCAGUGCCGGUGCAGACCAGUGAAGACCACACGAUGACGAACGGAACAUACCUCAACACUUCUCUGGACAUGGUCAGAACCAGCGAUCACGAGAACGCGUACGAGAACGUGGCCAUCCAGAAAAGCGAAGACGACAAAAUCACAGCAAUGUGAUUAAUGUCAAACACACACAAUCCCCUGUUACCCCUCCCAUCCACUCACACACACUGGCAUUUAGAUCACUCCACACCCCAGUACACACCGACGCUUUAACACUGGCCAGCCCUUCGGUAAAUGUCAAAUAAAUACUCCAAAUUUAGCACAGACCUUCUCUUCAACCAUACACGAGUCCUACCGAGGUCAAUGGGGAUGGUGGACAGAGGAGAAAAUACAGCAGGGUGAAAACCCCCGCUGACGAUCAAAUCAAGAAAUUGGGUAAAUCAAACAUCUCUAGCGUGAAUACUGCAGUUUCUGCCCACUCGAACCCACUUUACAGAACUCUUAACUGAUAGGCAUUUCAUAAUUACGGAGCUUCAAUUUUGUAUUCAUCGAUCUUUAGCCUAUUUCUUCUUGUUCACCAGCAGGCAUCGAUUGAUUUUAUAUUAUCAGCAGAAGUCAAUACUGUAGCGUUACUAUGGAAACCAUUUCUGCUUUCUGACCGGUUUAGUGGUUUGACAUUUUGAAGCACAGCAUUCGCCUUGUGUAAACUUCUACAUUAAUCUGAAUGAAUCGUUUUGAGUAGGUAACAAUGUGAAGCUUAACAAUGUGAAGUAAAAAUAUAGCU
Conger conger (European conger) is the source of this 1241-nucleotide messenger RNA. It is a transcript of the gene pdzk1ip1, whose product is annotated as PDZK1 interacting protein 1. The transcript has 4 exons. The record is from RefSeq and is a predicted model, not a curated record. NCBI's taxonomy places the organism in Eukaryota, Metazoa, Chordata, Actinopteri, Anguilliformes, Congridae. Bases 287 to 631 code for a protein of 114 amino acids.